GAGCCGACCCACGCUGGUCACACGCCAUGUGGCGCUGCGGAGGGUGUUCUGCGCUGAGUACAUUUCGGAGGUUGAGAGGCAGCAGUGCACACAACGGAGUAUGGCGAUGGAAGAGUGACACAGCUUGUGAGAGGGCUCUACAGUAUAAAGUGGGAGAGAAGAUCCAUGGGUUCACCAUCACCCAGGUAACAUCUGUUCCUGAACUGUUCCUCACCGCAGUGAAGCUCAGCCAUGACAACACAGGAGCUAGAUAUUUACACCUGGCCAGAGAUGACACCAAUAAUUUGUUCAGUGUGCAGUUUCGCACCACGCCCUUGGAUAGUACUGGUGUUCCUCAUAUUCUUGAGCAUACAGUCCUGUGUGGUUCUAAGAAAUACCCAUGUCGAGAUCCUUUCUUCAAAAUGCUCAACAGGUCCUUGUCUACCUUUAUGAACGCCUUCACAGCUAGCGAUUAUACCCUGUAUCCAUUCUCCACGCAAAAUCAUAAGGAUUUUCAGAAUCUCCUCUCGGUGUAUUUGGAUGCAACAUUUUUUCCAUGCUUGCGAGAAUUAGAUUUCUGGCAGGAAGGCUGGCGACUAGAACAUGAGAAUCCCAGUGACCCCAACACACCCUUCAUCUUCAAAGGAGUUGUCUUUAAUGAGAUGAAGGGGGCAUUUACAGAUAACGAGAGGAUAUUCUCACAGCACCUUCAGAACAGACUUCUUCCUGACCAUACUUACUCAGUGAUCUCUGGUGGUGAUCCGUUGUGCAUCCCUGAACUCACAUGGGAGCAACUUAAACAGUUUCAUGCUACUCACUAUCACCCAAGCAACGCCAGGUUCUUCACCUAUGGUAAUUUUCCAUUGGAGAAGCAUCUGAGACAAAUUGAUGAAGAAGCACUGUGUAAAUUUCAGAAAAUUGAACCCAAUACCACAGUGCCUGCACAGAAGCCCUGGGACAAGCCCAGAGAAUUCCAGAUAACAUGUGGCCCGGAUUCCUUUGCUGCAGAUCCUGCUAAACAAACAACAGUCAGUGUUAGCUUCCUGUUACCAGAUAUCACUGACACCUUUGAAGCCUUCACCUUAAGUCUUUUGUCUUCACUCUUGAUUUCUGGGCCCAACUCUCCCUUCUACAAAGCCCUGAUUGAAUCUGGACUUGGCACAGACUUCUCUCCUGAUGUUGGUUAUAAUGGGUACACCAGGGAGGCCUACUUCAGCGUUGGUCUCCAGGGGAUUGCGGAGAAAGACAUUCAGACUGUCAGAAACCUUGUAGACCAAACGAUUGAUGAAGUCGCGGAGAAAGGAUUUGAAGAUGAUCGAAUUGAAGCUUUACUUCAUAAAAUCGAAAUACAAAUGAAGCAUCAGUCUACAAGCUUUGGACUUACCCUGACAUCAUACAUAGCUUCUUGCUGGAAUCAUGAUGGGGACCCUGUGGAACUCCUGAAGUUGGGAAAUCAGUUGACUAAAUUCAGGCAAUGUCUUAAGGAAAAUCCAACGUUUUUACAAGAAAAAGUAAAACAGUAUUUUAAGAAUAAUCAGCAUAAGCUGACCUUAUCGAUGAAACCAGAUGACAAGUAUCAUGAGAAACAAGCUCAGAUGGAAACAGAAAAACUAAAGCAGAAGGUCAACUCUCUGUCCUUGGAAGAUAAGCAGCAGAUCUAUGAGAAAGGUCUAGAGUUACGGUCUCAACAAAGUAAACCUCACGAUGCCUCUUGUCUACCUGCAUUGAAGGUCUCGGACAUUGAGCCCACUAUACCUCAUACGGAGUUGGCUGUGGCCUUGGCAGCUGGAGAAACCCCUGUUCAGUACUGUGCCCAGCCCACCAAUGGCAUGGUGUACUUCCGAGCCUUUUCUAGCUUGAACACGCUUCCUGAGGAGCUGCGGCCCUACGUGCCACUCUUCUGCAGCGUCCUGACCAAGCUAGGCUGUGGCAUUCUGAACUACAGAGAACAAGCUCAGCAAAUAGAGCUCAAAACAGGAGGCAUGACCGUUUCUCCUCAUGUGCUCCCCGACGAUUCCCAUCUGGACACAUACGAACAGGGUGUGCUUUUUUCAUCUCUCUGCCUAGAUCGAAACCUACCAGACAUGAUGCAUCUAUGGAGUGAAAUAUUUAACAACCCAUGUUUUGAAGAAGAGGAGCACUUCAAAGUAUUAGUUAAGAUGACUGCUCAGGAGCUCUCCAAUGGGAUUCCAGACUCUGGGCAUCUCUAUGCAUCCAUCCGGGCAAGCAGGACCCUCACGCCUGCGGGGGACUUGCAGGAGACUUUCAGCGGGAUGGACCAGGUGAGGUUGAUGAAGAGAAUUGCAGAGAUGACAGACAUCAGACCAGUCUUGAGAAAGUUCCCCCGUAUUAAGAAACAUUUAUUAAACUGCGAUAACAUGAGGUGUUCUGUGAAUGCCACACCCCAGCAGAUGUCUCAGACAGAAAAGGCGGUGGAAAACUUCAUUAGAAAUGUUGGUCGAAGUAAAAAGGAGCGGAGACCUGUCCGCCCACAUGUGGUUGAGAAACCUGUACAAAGUGGCUCUGGUGGAAAUGCACACAUUAAUGGUUCCCCGAUCAUAAGAAAGCUGAUCACUGACCCCACCUUCACACCUUGCCAGAUGAAGACACACUUCCUGCUACCUUUCCCAGUCAACUAUGUUGGCGAGUGUGUUAGAACUGUGCCCUACACAGAUCCAGAUCAUGCCAGUCUUAAGAUCCUUGCACGUUUGAUGACUGCUAAAUUCUUGCAUACAGAAAUUCGAGAAAAAGGGGGUGCUUACGGUGGAGGAGCUAAACUCAGCCACAGUGGAAUUUUUACUUUUUACUCCUACAGGGAUCCAAAUUCAAUAGAAACACUCCAAUCUUUUGCAAAGGCUGUCGACUGGGCUAAGUCUGGAAAAUUCACACAGCAGGACAUUGAUGAGGCGAAACUUUCUGUUUUCUCUGCUGUAGAUGCCCCCGUUGCUCCUUCAGACAAAGGAAUGGACCACUUCCUGUACGGCCUGUCGGAUGAGAUGAAGCAGGUGCACAGGGAGCAGCUCUUCGCUGUCAGCCACGACAAACUCACCGCUGUGAGCAACAAGUACCUCGGUGUUGGGAAGAGCACGCAUGGUUUGGCUCUACUUGGACCUGAGAAUGCAAAGAUUGCAAAGGACCCAUCAUGGAUAAUAAAAUAACUGGUCAUGAGUA
Molecule: messenger RNA, 3150 nt
Organism: Tupaia belangeri chinensis (Chinese tree shrew)
Lineage: Eukaryota; Metazoa; Chordata; Mammalia; Scandentia; Tupaiidae
Gene: PITRM1
Product: pitrilysin metallopeptidase 1
Exons: 27
Coding region: 27-3137 (1036 amino acids)
Biological process (GO): protein processing
Cellular component (GO): mitochondrial matrix
Molecular function (GO): metalloendopeptidase activity; metal ion binding
Source: RefSeq, a predicted model, not a curated record